AACCCUUCUUCUCUUCUCAUCUCUUCUAUCAGCAAACCCUCCAUUAAACCCUUCUCUCUUUCUCAUUUGAUUUACUAAAAGAAAACCACUACUCGGUGUUUGCUUUUGUAGCAGCAGAUUUCAUUUGGAAGUUGAUGAAGAGCAACCAACUUGAGGAAGAGCUGGUUCCUGGGAGCACUCAAUACUUCGGUUUAUUUCGUUACAAACUGAAUCUAGUAUGAGAAGGUCAUGAAGGCACUACUUUUACAGUCCAAUCGAAGUAUGCUUACAUUAGUCUCAACACGAAUAUUAUUCUCUGUCCGAGCUCCUCCACAUUUAAGGAAGUUAUCCUGGAUUUCUCAAACAACAAGGUUCCACACUAGUCUACCAUGUCAGAGCAGUUACGAUAGGGAGAGUGGGCCACUUACUCUUACCAGCCUUGGAUUCAGGGGUCAAGAACUUGAAGCAACUGAAAAUAAGGAUACAACACUUGAAACAACCGGAAAAAGAAAUAGAACCUAUAAAAAUGAAAAACCUAGUUCUGUUUCCAGUGAAGCUCCUAAAAUUAUACCAAAAGCAGUUACUGGUGCAAUCAAACCUGUGAAGGUGAAAGCUCCACUUAAAAUAGAUUCUACCCUAUUUUCCGCAAAAACUUUUUCAGAGCUGAAUCUCCCGUCGAUGCUGAUCGCGCGCUUAGAAAGAGUGGGCCUUACGGUCCCAACUGAUGUUCAAUCCACAGCUAUUCCCACAAUUUUGCAAAAUCAUGAUGUCGUAAUUCAAUCCUACACGGGAUCAGGGAAGACUUUAGCUUAUCUUCUACCCAUACUUUGUGAAGUGGGUCCAUUCGCGAACAAGCUUUCUGGGGAAGAGGAUCCUGACAAGAGAAUUGGUGUAGAAGCAGUUAUAGUAGCACCUUCAAGGGAACUAGGAAUGCAAAUUGUAAGAGAGUUUGAGAAAAUCUUAGGGCCUGAAGAUAAGAAACUAGUUCAGCAACUUGUUGGGGGUGCAAACAAGUCAAGACAGGAAGAAGCUCUGAGGAAAAAUAAACCUUCCUUUGUUGUCGGCACUCCUGGAAGGAUUGCUGAAAUCAGUGCAACAGGGAAGCUUCACACACACAACUGUCGAUUCCUUGUAUUGGAUGAAGUUGAUGAACUUCUUUCGUUUAAUUUUCGUGAGGACAUGCAUAGGAUAUUGGAGCAUGUUGGAAGAAGGCCUGGCGCUGAACCACACAACAAAGCUAAGGGGCCACUUGUGCGGCGUACUGAACGUCGGACAAUUUUGGUCUCAGCUACUGUACCAUUUUCUGUCAUUAGGGCUGCUAGUAGUUGGGGACGUGACCCAGUUCUCGUUCGAGCGAAAACCGUUGUGCCACUUGAAUCUGUUCCUGCUGCUGGACCAGAUACGUUAUCGAAAAAUCCUACCAAUUCUUCAAGCACAAUCACUCAAGGAGCAGCUGACAGCUUGCCUCCAGGUUUGAAGCACUACUACUGUGUCUCAAAAUUACAACAUAAGGUGGAUAGCUUAAGGAGAUGUGUCCAUGCACUUGAUGCCAGAUCUGUGAUAGCCUUUAUGAAUCACACUAAACGUUUAAAAGAUGCAGUAUUCAAACUUGAAGCUCGUGGAAUUACGGCCGCUGAGUUGCAUGGAGAUUUAGGUAAGUUAGCCAGGUCAACAACUUUGAAGAAGUUCAAGAACGGGGAACUGAGAGUUCUGGUCACAAAUGAGUUAUCAGCUAGGGGUUUGGAUGUGGCGCAAUGUGAUCUAGUGGUGAAUCUCGACCUGCCCACCGACUCAAUUCACUAUGCGCAUCGAGCUGGACGUGCAGGUCGACUUGGUCGAAAAGGUUCUGUUGUUUCAAUGUGCGAAGAGUCAGAGGUGUUCAUUAUGAAAAAACUGCAUAAACAGCUCGGAAUCCCUAUUCAAAAAUGUGACUUUCCAGAGGGCAAGCUCAGUGUAUUUAAAGAAGAAACCAUAAAAGAGAUGAGUUCAGAAGCAGCAGCAAGGUAACACAUAUAGACUCCCUAUUGCUUUCAUUUUCUCGCAAAAUUCCCUUAGAAUCACUUGAGAGAUCCAUCUUGUUAUUCCGUUCGUGUUCUACAUACUUUAUCUGCCUAGAUGGUAUCUAUGUUCUUUUAACGAUCACUAUUUUGUAUACAUAUACUGAGUAGUUAUGUACUUAAAUAUGCCAACACUACUCAUUCUCUAGAGUCUCAGGACAAACCACUAAGAUAAUCAUUUGAAAUCUUGACGUUGUCAGACCAAACAUAAUAGAAUAUCUGAAAUCUGAUAGUUCAUUUACUCUUAGUGUAAAUCACCUUACGAGACCUUGGUCGUUUAUCCUCCAAAGACUUCCACGGAAACAUCUUCAUUGCAAGGAUAAACUUAAUUUUGGCCCUUGCACUCGAGAAAGGAAAUGAGAAACUGCUCCAGGAAAGGAAGGAGAUUGUGAAAGGUUAGAAAGACAUCUUCUAAGAUGAUAAAUAUGUUGCAUGUUUUAAAGAAAAUUGAUAAUGAGAUUUUUUUGUUUUUGUGGGUAAUCAACA
This is a messenger RNA of Papaver somniferum (opium poppy), 2522 nucleotides long. RefSeq names its product DEAD-box ATP-dependent RNA helicase 47A-like. Gene Ontology annotation, molecular function: ATP binding; RNA helicase activity; RNA binding. NCBI's taxonomy places the organism in Eukaryota, Viridiplantae, Streptophyta, Magnoliopsida, Ranunculales, Papaveraceae. The transcript is spliced from 2 exons. The record is from RefSeq and is a predicted model, not a curated record. The coding region runs from base 229 to 1986 and encodes 585 amino acids.